GACCCCAGGAUGGCGGGCUGGGGCUGGGCGCUGCUGUGCCCCGCCGCACUCCUUGUCGCGGCGGAGCUCGUCUGGGCGCCGGACCCGUAUGGAGAAGAGUGCAGGACUAAAACAUACCCUCCUUCAGGGCCAACGUUCAAAGGGAACAUACCCACGUAUGUCAUAAAUCUUGAUUUACCUCCCAGCAAAAGAUGGGAUAACUUGAUGCGUGACAAAAAGACACAGCUGAAGACUGUGGUCCAGAAUAUUAAAGAUAUAGCAAAUACCUUCUUUCCCAGUGGCAAAGUUGUUGACAUAGUGGAUAAGAAAAUAGUUCACCUGACAGCCACACUUCCUUAUCCUUUCAAUGAAGAACUUAGAGGGAUUGCAAAUUCAUCCGGGAUUCCUUUGGGGGAAAUUGUUAUUUUUAACAUCUUUUAUGAAAUUUUUACUGUAUGUACAUCAAUAGUGGCGGAAGAUAAAACAGGGAAGCUGUACCAUGCCAGAAACUUGGAUUUUGGGCUUUUUCUUGGGUGGGAUGUUAAAAAUAACUCCUGGACUUUAACUCAGGAGCUGAAGCCCAUAGUGGUGAACUUGGACUUCCAGAGAAACAACAAAACAGUAUUCAAAUCUACAAACUUUGCAGGAUACAUAGGCAUGGUGUCUGGAGUCAAACCAGACUUGUUCACUCUGACAAUGAAUGAGCGUUUCAGUCUUGAUGGUGGUUAUGUUGGAAUGUUCGAAUGGUUUCUUGGUAGAAGAGAUGGUAUGUGGAUGGGCUUUCUUACAAGAACAGUUCUAGAGAAUGCUACAAGUUACCAGGAUGCAAAAGACAAACUGGCAAAAACAAGACUGCUGGCUCCAGCUUACUUUAUACUGGGUGGAAAAAAAUCAGGAGAAGGGUGUGUGAUAACUCGUUCCAGGACAGCCACUCUGGAUAUCUGGGACCUUGACAUCCAGAAAGGUACGUGGUACGUCUUGGAAACGAACUACGAUCGCUGGAAGCCUCCACUGAUCUUGGAUAAUCGUAGAACACCUGCAAUGAAAUGCCUGAACCAGACAACACAAGAGAACCUCUCCUUACCAGCAAUUUAUGACGUUCUUUCUACAAAGCCUGUCCUCAACAAGCUGACUGUGUGCACAACGCUGAUGGAGGUGGAUAAUGGCCAUACAGAGACUUACCUGCGGGAGUGCCCAGAUCCCUGUAGCCCUUGGUAGUCCUCUACCUUUCCUAUGUUGGAAGCUGCUUGUCAGAGUUGGAGGUCAUCCAAGAAAAAGUAAUUUUGGAAAGAUUCCUUAGACUCCUCUCUUCAGAAAUCUAAUGGCUACAUAGAAAUGUCAAUGAGCUUCUAACAGUGGGGGCCCCGCUGUCACAGUGGACUUUCUUGCUUUCUGACCAGCAGUUGUGCUGACAAGAAAUGUAUACUAAUGAAUGUCUGGUUUGAUUUCAGCCAUUUCUGACAAAUGAGUUCAGCAGUUGGCUCUAGAUCUCUUCAGUCUUGGCAGUGUUCUUGGUUUGGUUUGUUGUUGGCUUGUGGGUUUGUUAUUUUUUCUUAUUUGGUUGGGGCUUUUAGACUUCUAAAGCACACAGGAGUUAAAAUUGCACUUAUCGAGCACGAAAAAUACUGGGUGAAAGAAGGCCAUCUGGAAGGAAUGAAUAACAGAACCGUACCCUAAGCACUUUAAGCUGAAUUGCUAGUGUUCUCCAGUGUAAGGAUAUGUCAAAGAUAACCUGUUAUAAAAUAACCUACCAGGUGUCAUACCUACUCACAGAAAUGAGGUCUUAGGGCAAUACCUAAAAUGAGAUCUGAGCCAAAAAAAUGUCUUUUCACUAAUGUAAGGAUAUUCUGCUGAAGCUCCUUCUUGGCCCAAUAACAAUUUUUUAAUACGGAUUAUUCUGUUGUCUCAAAAAAAUAAAUACUAAUACAGUAAAUAUUGUUAAGAACUACUUUAUUUCACCAAAGAACAAAUGCGCUGAUUUUGUACCUCAGUGGCAGUCACUGUGCGUGUUACAUAGCGCAUGGCAAAAAAAUCCCUGCCAUCAUGCAAUCACAUAACAGUGUGAAUUAGAUCAGGGGAAAAUGCCUGUAUAGUGUGAUACGCAGCUUCUGGGACAUUUGAUUCAUAUAAAGCAGUUAAACCAAGUCAAAUAAUACAGUCUGUACCAUUAAGAGCAUAUCAUGUACUUCUGAGGUCGCACCUUAAUCUGGUAGGGGGUUGUUCAGGUUUAUUUGGAAUUAGUUGUGUAACAGCCAUAAUCAAAUUACUUUGUCAUUUAAAAAUAAGUAAGUUUACUUGCUUAAUGAGCCCUGUCCCACUUUAGCAUAUGUGGAGCAAGGCAGUGUAGGCUAUUUACAGUCAUUAACUAAUGAGCUUUUGGUAUGUCCCUUGUGCAAGACAAUCCGCGUUUCCACACUGGAAAUUGCUUUACAAUUGCAAAAGCACAGCUAAAUCCCGUGGAUGUCUGUCCAGAGCCUGAAUGCCUGUGCCUGCUGUUGACUAAAAUAAACAAAGCUGUUUAGAAACGAAAAGCCCAACAA
Molecule: messenger RNA, 2519 nt
Organism: Neopsephotus bourkii (Bourke's parrot)
Lineage: Eukaryota; Metazoa; Chordata; Aves; Psittaciformes; Psittacidae
Gene: ASAH1
Product: N-acylsphingosine amidohydrolase 1
Exons: 15
Coding region: 10-1197 (395 amino acids)
Biological process (GO): fatty acid metabolic process
Cellular component (GO): lysosome
Molecular function (GO): fatty acid amide hydrolase activity; N-acylsphingosine amidohydrolase activity
Source: RefSeq, a predicted model, not a curated record